GGCGCCGGGGCAUGCCGCCCCCCGAGCCGCAGAGGAGACAGCCUGCGCGCAGCCAGCAGCUGCUCCUCCGGGGCUCCGAGGGCGGCGGCGCCGCGCGCGCCGCUCCCGCGGGCGAGGCGGACGGCGCCGCGGAGCAAGCGGUCCCGGUGAUGCGGGUGCAGCUCGCGCCUGAGAUACCGCCUUAUUUCCUGCCCGAAGAUUUCGCCGAGUUCCGCGCGCGAUCGUCCGCGCACAGCUCCAUGGAGGCGGCCGUGCUCAUGUCGCUGCUGCCCCACGAGAGGCGUCCUGGGGUGCCCGCGGCGCCCGCGCCCGCUGCCGCAGCCUUCGCUUGACCGCCAGUGUCAGCCUCGUUGCCGACCCCGCUGCUGCACCGCUGUCGGUGAUGGUAUGGUCGCGCCCGUCUCUGUGGCGGCCCGGCGACUGGUUGCCGCCGCCGACGCCGACGCCGCCACUGCGCCUCGCUGCCGGCGCUGACAUGGCCGCCGCAGCCGCUACACCGCCGCCGAGCUGGGGUUUCCACUACAUCCG
Molecule: messenger RNA, 528 nt
Organism: Prorocentrum cordatum
Lineage: Eukaryota; Dinophyceae; Prorocentrales; Prorocentraceae
Source: the annotation of a GenBank genome assembly